CACGUGAUCAUAACCAGACCGGUAACCUGCUGCUGGUGGGCGCAACGCGGAUUCCAGAGAAAUGAGGAGGCGAGCGCAACAGACAGACUCACUGCGCGUCUGAACACAACUACGAGGGGAGCGCUUGUCAAGGAAGCCCGUGACAUUUCUGGAUAUUACUAGGACGUAUCCGUAUCGAAACCGAGUGAUAUAAACAGUAUUUGUUUCAAUUCCUUCCACCAACCCCCUUUUCCCAUCUUUAUUUUCUCUCCUCAUCGUUGAGCAUCCUUCCUCUACCUGCCUGCCCGUCCUCUUUCACUGGUUUACCUGGCUAACUUUCCCCUUGACACCAUCCCACACACCCUCCAUUGCCCGCCCCCUCCCCCCACCAAACCUUUUCACUCGAAACCCCUUCAUAUUGUAGCUGCGCCACCUCGAAUCGGGCGGAACCCGUUGGUUACUCUACAGCACUUAAUGGGGCACGCUUUCUUGCACGGAAGAUGUCCCUUUCUUGGUCACUGAGCGCCCCGGUGAAACAGCCAACGUCUGGAACGGAGUUGUUGGUGCGUGUCUGCCUCUUUUGCCCAGCUCGCUUGUGUUGUCGGGGUGCGCUGCUGAACUGAGAUGGGUCUAUUGGUGGCGGCGGCGGCACUACAGGAGCCCCGACGCCCGCAUCAGUGGAGCCGGACAGUAGGAGAUUGGGUCUGGAUCACCGUCGUUUCGUUUUUAGCCACUUUACCUGUAGAGCAACUUUGCGCUUUCCCGUCAUCCCUCAGCGACUGUCAGACGCCUACCGGCUGGAACUGCUCUGGUUUUGAUGACCGGGACACAGACCUCUUUUUGUGUGACACCAACACCUGCAAGUUUGACGGAGAGUGUCUGAGAAUUGGAGAGACAGUGACGUGCAUCUGCAACUUCAAGUGUAACAAUGACUACGUCCCAGUGUGUGGCUCCAACAAUGAGAACUACCAGAAUGAGUGUUAUCUACGCAGGGACGCCUGCAAGCAGCAGUCUGAAGUGCUGGUGGUGUCAGAGGGCUCUUGUCCUGUCGAUGCCGGGUCAGGCUCGGGAGAUGACGGAGGUGAGGGAUCGGCGGAGACUGGGCAGAAGGAGACGUCCACCUGUGACAUAUGCCAGUUUGGGGCGGAGUGCGAUGUGGACGCUGAGGAUGUAUGGUGUGUGUGUAACAUCGACUGCUCCCACAUCAGCUUCAACCCAGUUUGCGCCUCGGAUGGCCAUUCCUAUGACAACCCCUGCCAGGUGAAGGAGGAGUCGUGUCAGAAGCAGGAGCGGAUCGAGGUCAAAUACCUGGGCCACUGCCAAGGUGACAUCAUGACAGGGACCAAAGCCGGAGACGGACACUAUGCCAGGAAAGAUUACUCAGAAGAGAAGCCGGACCAGAGAGGAGAGGUGGCCAUAGGCUUGUACAUCCCCUGUCCUGAGCACUACAAGAACUACUGUGUCCACGGAGAGUGUGAAUAUCCCAACAUACUGUCUGUGCCAUCCUGCAGCUGUCACUCAGGCUUCAGCGGGCCCCAGUGUGAAACUAAGGAGUACAAUGUGCUCUACGUGGUCCCCGGCUCUGGCAAGCUGCGCUACGUCCUCAUCGCCUCCAUCAUCGGAGCUCUGCAGGUGGCCAUCAUCUGUGUGGUGGUGCUCUGUAUUACCAGAAAGUGCCCACGGAGCAACAGGGUCAAUCGGCAGAAGCAGAAUGCCACCCACUACAGCUCGGAGAACACCAUGCGCGCCUCCACCCGCCUCAUCUGACUGAGCCUCCUCGUGAUGGGGGCAACCCUGAGACCCGCUCCUCUCUUGGUCCAAGUUGCCCCAUAGACACAGAUCUAGGAUCAGCUUCACCCUUCUUGUACUUCCCUACAAUCCCAACCUUAAUGAACUAUAAAGGAUUGGGUAGUGGGAGGGGGACUUACCGCAAAACUGACCUUAGAUCAGCAUCUAGGGGCAACUUCAUCCUUCUGGAGACCAGCGCUUCGCCCCGACACCAAUGAUGAGGCAUUGAACAAUGGGCUUUGGGGGUGAAGAUACAGUGUCGGUGUG
This is a messenger RNA of Oncorhynchus gorbuscha (pink salmon), 2034 nucleotides long. RefSeq names its product tomoregulin-2-like. Gene Ontology annotation, molecular function: protein binding. The coding region runs from base 604 to 1746 and encodes 380 amino acids. Lineage: Eukaryota; Metazoa; Chordata; Actinopteri; Salmoniformes; Salmonidae. The record is from RefSeq and is a predicted model, not a curated record. The transcript is spliced from 10 exons.